CUGUGGGCAGGGAGCCCGGCUCCGCCGCCAGCACUAAAGAUGGAGAGGCGCCGGGGCCUCGCAGGGGAGGGGGCUCGGCGUUGACGUGGGACGCGGCGGAGGCGCCGAAGCCGGUGGUGAUUUGCUAACCUCACAGCAGAGAGGAGUUGAGGGCGAUGAGAGCGGGUACUGCGAACUGCCGGGCGACGCCGCCGCUGCCGCCGUGAGACGGAGAGCAACAGUUCUCCCGCAGCCCCGCUCCCCGACACUGGCACACCCCCGGAGGCACGCACGCCCACCCCACAGCGCCCGGCGCGGCCGCGCCCUCACCUUCGGCCCACGAAACCCAGCCCGCCCCACCACGCAGAGCCCGGAAGGAAAGAGAGCCUCAUGCCUGAGCCGCGGGGAGCACCAUGGAUCUGACAAAGAUGGGCAUGAUCCAGCUGCAGAACCCCAGCCACCCCUCGGGGCUCCUGUGCAAGGCCAACCAGAUGCGGCUGGCCGGGACGCUGUGCGACGUGGUCAUCAUGGUGGACAGCCAGGAGUUCCAUGCCCACCGGACCGUGCUGGCCUGCACCAGCAAGAUGUUUGAGAUCCUCUUCCACCGCAACAGCCAGCACUACACUCUGGACUUCCUCUCGCCAAAGACUUUCCAGCAGAUCCUGGAGUAUGCCUACACGGCCACGCUGCAGGCCAAGGCGGAGGACCUGGAUGACCUGCUGUACGCCGCCGAGAUCUUGGAGAUCGAGUACCUGGAGGAGCAGUGCCUGAAGAUCCUGGAGACCAUCCAGGCCACAGACGACAAUGACACGGAGGCCACCAUGGCAGACGGCGGGGCGGAGGAAGAAGAGGACCGCAAGCCACGGUACCUCAAGAACAUCUUCAUCUCGAAGCAUUCCAGCGAGGAGAGUGGGUAUGCCGGCGUGGCUGCGCAGAGCCUCCCUGGGCCCAUGGCGGACCAGAGCCCGUCCAUGUCCACCUCAUUUGGUCUUUCAGCCAUGAGUCCCACCAAGGCCGCAGUGGACAGUUUGAUGACCAUAGGACAGUCUCUCCUGCAGGGAACUCUUCAGCCCCCUGCAGGGCCUGACGAACCUACUCUGGCUGGGGCUGGGCGGCUCCCUGGGGUAGCUGAGGUGAAGACAGAGAUGAUGCAGGUGGACGAGGUGCCCAGCCAGGACAGCCCUGGGGCAGCCGAGUCCAGCAUUUCAGGCGGAUUGGGGGACAAGGUUGAGGAAAGGGGCAAAGAGGGGCCCGGGACCCCAACUCGGAGCAGCGUCAUUACCAGUGCGAGGGAGCUGCACUAUGGGCGCGAAGAGAGUGCCGAGCAGCUGCCAACCCCCGCGGAGGCCGGCCAGGGUCCCCCAGGCCGACAGGAGCACCUGGCGCCCACCGCAGAGAAACAUCUGGGCGUCUACUCCGUGUUGCCCAACCACAAGGCUGACUCUGUGCUGAACAUGCCGUCGUCGGUGUCCUCCGGGCUCCACGUGCAGGUGCAGCCUGCUCUGGCUGUGUCCAUGGACUUCAGCACCUAUGGGAGCCUGCUGCCGCAGGGCUUCAUCCAGAGGGAGCUGUUCAGCAAGCUGGGUGAGCUGGCUGUGGGCAUGAAGUCGGAGAGCCGGACCCUCGGGGAGCCGUGCAGCGUGUGUGGGGUGGAUCUUCCUGACAACGAGGCUGUGGAGCAGCACAGGAAGCUGCACAGCGGGAUGAAGACGUACGGGUGUGAGCUCUGCGGAAAGCGGUUCCUCGAUAGUUUGCGACUGAGAAUGCACUUACUGGCUCACUCAGCGGGCGCCAAAGCCUUCGUCUGCGAUCAGUGCGGUGCCCAGUUCUCGAAGGAGGAUGCCCUGGAGACACACAGGCAGACACAUACAGGCACAGACAUGGCUGUCUUCUGUCUGCUGUGCGGGAAGCGUUUCCAGGCGCAGAGCGCCCUCCAGCAGCACAUGGAGGUCCACGCGGGCGUGCGCAGCUACAUCUGCAGCGAGUGCAACCGCACCUUCCCCAGCCACACCGCCCUCAAGCGCCACCUGCGCUCGCACACAGGCGACCACCCGUACGAGUGUGAGUUCUGUGGCAGCUGCUUCCGGGAUGAGAGCACACUCAAAAGCCACAAGCGCAUCCACACGGGCGAGAAGCCCUAUGAGUGCAACGGCUGCGGCAAGAAGUUCAGCCUCAAGCACCAGCUGGAGACGCACUACAGGGUGCACACAGGUGAGAAGCCCUUCGAGUGCAAGCUGUGCCACCAGCGCUCCCGGGACUACUCGGCCAUGAUCAAGCACCUGCGGACGCACAACGGCGCCUCCCCCUACCAGUGCACCAUCUGCACCGAGUACUGCCCCAGCCUGUCCUCCAUGCAGAAGCACAUGAAGGGCCACAAGCCCGAGGAGAUCCCGCCCGACUGGAGGAUAGAGAAGACGUACCUGUACCUGUGCUACGUGUGAAGCCGGCCGGGUGGGGCCAGAGGAGCGGGAGCGAGAGGAGGAGUUAGAGCAGGAUGGAGUCGAGGAAGGAUUGUGCAAAAAAUACAUGUCUGUACAUAAGGGAAAAAAGGAAGAAAACGGAAACCUGGUAGCUCUCUGGCCUUGAGUCUCUCUGGGGCUCCAGGUGACCAGGAUGCCCCGCCCCGCCCCUGCCCAGGCCUCCGUCCCGCCUCCCCUGGCUGGAUUUCUGGGGUGGGGGUGGAAGGGGUUUUGUUCUGCUCAGACCCUCUUUUAUGUCCAGAAAUGGAGUCUGAGAAGAAGGCGAGGGGUGUUCUGGUCAGAGCCAGUCUCUGCCUGCCAUCCUCAGCCUCCUCAGAAGAUAGAGGCUCCGGGGGCCACGGGGGUGCCCUGCAGAUGGUGGGGCUGGACGCGUCGCUGGCUGACACUCAGAGUGGCAGCUGGUGUGCUGGGGGCAGAUGGGCGUGGGGAAGGGCGCCUCUUCCCCUCCCGUCACUCAUUUCACCUGUUGCUUCCCUCCGCGCUGCCGGUCUGCAUGUCCCUCGUGUCUCCAGGAGCUCAAGGCUCUUGCCCCUCCCCCAGCUCCUGGUCCCCGCCUCCCCCUGCCUCCUGUCCUCCAGUUCAGGGAGUGUCCAGCCCACCCCUCCCAGCUCCUCAGUGGGGAAUCUGUGUCCGACCCCAGAGCCCCACUCCCACCCUUAGCCUCUGAGAACACAAAGCCAAUGGAAGACCCACCCUCAGAAAGCCCUGUCCUGAAUGAGACUUGCUUCCCAGUUGGAAAAACAGUUAAAUACAUAGAAAUACAUGGGUCCCACCAACACCGGACAAGGCUCCCUGCCACCCCGGGUCCCGUCCCUGCGAGAAGGAGUCCGUGAAAGGGCUGCUGUCCACGGGGAGGAUGUGGACGUCCCACUCCAGCGGUGCCCUCCACCGGAGAAGGGGCACCUGCCAGCAGUCGGGGUACUGGCCAAGGGGGUGCUGUUGAGUCAUUCUGGGGACCUUUUAAACACCCCAGACCCGGUGAGCGCAGUGGGAAACCCAGGUCCAGAGAAGGCACAGAAUUCCUGCUCAUGCCCCCCCCCCGCCCCCUCCGCCCCCCAGGCCACAGGAAGAGGGGGAGUUGUUGAAAGCGCUUCGGCCUUGUGUUACUUCUGUUGUGUGUCCGGGUUCCCCUGUAGCACGUUGUGCUUGAAUUACCUCAGUUUUUCGUGACCUCGUGAGCUUUUGUACCCCUGCAUCUCUCUUUGGUUGGGGGUUGGAAGAAUGGGGAGGGAGUUCUUUUGUGUGUUCUUGUGUAAAUUAAUAGUUGGUUUAGUACCUACCUGUUAGCUGGCCAAGGCCCCCCCAUCCCUGAGCGACCAGCUUCCCAGCGGGAAGGAGCUGCACAGAAGGAUCGAGUCCUGGGAACCUGAAUGUGGGGGCUGGGUCCCCGGAAGGUGGGCGGAGGGGGAGGUGUACUGGGGGCCUUUGGAGUCACUGUGUUGGCUCUGCCCAGAGCAUGAACUCAUCAUGCCCAGCAUCGGUUCAGCCCAAAACGCUCUGGACACGACCCCCCCUUUCUUAUAGUUUGCUGGGUCUGGGGGCUUGGGCUAUUCAGAUCCUUGCGUCUGUGCGACCCCACCUCUGCGCGCGACCCCCACCUCUGCGCACAUGAUCAUUGCCAAAAUCGGGCUGCUUCCCGGCUGCGGCUGCGAGGGAUGCGCCAGUCGGGGUUCUGUUGCCCGGGGUGGGGUGUUGUUUUCUGAAAGCUACCUCUUAGGUUCGUCCGGUUCCUUUGUCCCCUCCUGCCAGCCUGCGGCGCUGCUGCCCGCUCUCCCCAGCCUCCGCCCCAGCUUAGGAAAGCACAUUGGCCAUGUUUGUGUUCACGGUGGGAUGGGCCCUCGGUUUCGUCUCAUGCUUUAUUUGUGGAAGUUAUUUUCUUUCCUUUCUCUCUCGGAGAAAGUUGUGGCUGCGUUUUUAUCUUAGGUUUAAAAAAAGUGGUUUAGGGGAGCGGUUUUGGGGAGAAGCAUCGUGAGGAGAAGAGGGCCGUGGGAGGGAUGGGUGCUGCUGGGACCGCCCCCCGUCUCUUGGCCCCACCCCUCCAGUCUCGCCCACCCAAUCUGAAGGCCUUAAAAACUGCGUUGUGGGUAUAGCAUUGGGGGGACCGUGUUGCUGGACGAUGGAUUGGGGUGAUAAGUGGGGAGGGUGCUACUUUGCAAUUAUAAUAACGAGUUAGUGCUCGGGAAAGGAAAAAGCUAAACUUGAAAUCCGUGACUAGAGCAGUUUUAUUUAUAAUGUGAAGAGGGAACUCUUUGGGGAGGAGCAGUCUGCAGGAAUUCGUUGUGCACUAUGGCUUCCUCCCCCCGUCUGGAAGGAAGGGGCGCUGGCGGGCCCCGGGGUCUGUAAGUCCCAGGAGACAGUGUGUUAACAGCAAGAUGUCAUCGAGCUUUGGUGGGGAAGAGAACGAAAUCAAACUGUUCCGUGGACCUGGCUGGCACCCACACUGGCCCCACCGCCCUGCAGCCAGGGUCUCCUCCCCUUUGCCUGAAAGCUGAGAGGGCGGAGCUAAUCGUAGAAAUUGUAAUAUUUUUGUAAUGUUGGUUAGUUCCUUCGUCAGUUCUGCAGGACCUUGCCCUUCCUUUUGUAGUGUGCAUAGGAAAAGAAAAAGACAAAAAAAACUACCACCACCACCACCAAAAUGUCCCUCUGUGUGUGUGUGUGUGUGCGCGUGUGCACGUGUGCGUGUGCAUGUGUGCGUGUGCAUGUGAGCGUGUGCGUGUGCACGUGCUGCUUGUGUGCGGCGUGUGAGGUCAGGCAGCGUGGCGUCUGCUGGGCAGCACUGGAUGGUACUGAAGCUCGGGCCCCAGGGAGCCCCAGUAGGGAGGCAGGAAGGGGGGUCCAGACUGCGGUUUCUGAAGGGCGCUGGGUGGGAGACCUGUGUCUUGCUUUCUUCCUUUCCGGCUUCCUGCUCACGAAGGUGAGAAUUCUGAUCUUGCCAGGGCCGUCGUGGCCAGGCCUAAGGGCAAGGUGAGGGCCAGGGAUUAGCUGGAGGUGUUGCUGUGUCUGGAUAGACGGGGCUUGGAGACUAGGGGGGUGGGGGAGGCUGCUCCCCCCCAGGGUGAGGUCUGAGUGGCUUUACUCCCCUUUCUCUCCGACAUCUGGCCCUUGGCCACCUGCUGCCUUUGGCUGUGGACGGCGGACAGCCCUGCUCGCUCUGCCUUGUCCAGUGACACUGCCCCUGACUCGUGCCCCUCCCCUGCCACUCCUUCACUCACUCAAAGCAUUAAAAUCCUAUGUGUGUAGGAUAGACAGAUAUAUAUAGAGAGAUAUAUAGCAAGAGAGAUAUAAAUAGUAAAUAUCGUUGCUGCUCUGGAGGAGGCCACGGAUGUGAGGAAGGUGGGUCUGGGGUGCAGGGUGGGUAGGGGGGCUGGGGGACCCAGUGAUUCAGUACAAUCCAGGGAUGCAAUGUGGGCUUGUUUAAUAUUUGUGCCUGAACAGUUCUCCAUGUUUAGAAAAAGGAAAAAAAAAAAAGGAAAAAACCUGCUGCAAUUUUCCGCAAGGUGUGUGGUGCCCUUGGGGGUGCUGCUGGCUGGGGGUGGAGGCCCCGGAGGGAGAGGGCCUUCGGGCUCCCUCCGUCCAGGGAGUGAGCAGCAGGGGGCGGGUCUGUGGCCGGGUCCCUGCCAGCCCAGCAGGAGUGAGAGCGCGGGGUGUCGGACAGAAGCAGGAAAAGAUGAAGCCGUCUGUUCAUUUUCCUAGGCCUGUGGCGCGUUCUCCCCUCCCGCCUCGCUUCCUCCUCUGGGGGGCUUCCUGGCAGCACCUGCCUGGGUAUUUCAGCAGGAAGUAAACGGCCAGGCGAACCCUUCGUGGAAACUGAUGGGUGCGGGGCGGGGGGCGGGGGGGGGGGCGGGGGGAGCCAGAGCCAGCCAGGAGGGGCCAGGAGACAGGCUGGGGAGAGGGGCGCAGGCCCCACCGGCCUGUUGGCCAGCCGCCCUGCUCCCCGCGUCCCGGGUGCCCGCUCUGCAGAUGGGGUACCCGCCCCCUGGCGUGUGUCCUGGAACUCGUUCACGCGGUGUCACGCAUGACCUUUGUCAGGUGGCGGUGCCGUGGCGGGCGCCGUGGCGGGCGCCGUGGCCGCCGACCCAUCUAUAUAAAGAUGAAUAUAUAGAGAUAUAUAUAUGUAUGUAAGUUAAGCACUGGGGCCCCGGCCCUGCUGGACCAAGCAAAGCCCAGCCUCCGGCUCGGGCGUGUUCUGUUGCGUUCCGUUGUUUGUUUUCGUGGCUUGUCUUUUGUCAAGUGCCAGUCCGAUCGCUCUGUGUUACAGAUAGUGUUUUAAUUCAUGGCUGUUCUAGUUCAUGUCUACCUCAGCACCUCCUCUUAGCCUAAUUUUAGGAGGUUGCCCAAUUUUGUUUCUUCAAUUAUACUGGUUACUUUUUUGUACAAAUCUCUCUCUCCCUCUCCUCCUCUCUCCCUUCCGAUGCUCCGUCCCUCGUCCCUCCCCUUUCAUCUCUGUUGGUUUGUUCCACUGGCCCCCACCCCAUCCCCUGCCCCUGCCCCUGCCCCAGCCUGGGGACCCCAGGUGUGCUUGCCAGCCCCACCUGCCCCUGCCCCUGCCCCGAAGCCGUCCCCUCCAAGCUGUGCGGUCCUGGGUGAGCUCUGCGCUGCGCCUCUGCCUUCGUUUCGUGUAGAUGGAUGCGUUUCUCUGUAAUUCCAGUGUUCUGAUGACAUUUAAAAGAAAAAACAAUGAAUUUCCUGCUGCAGGUCUUCUCUCCAUGUGUCACUAAGUGAAGUUGUGCCUUCUAUAGCAAAGAGAAUAUUUUUUACAUCCUACUAACAGUAGAUUUUUUUGUAGUGAACAUUUUUUUGUAUUUUUAUUUAUAAGUCUCAUAAGAAAAAUAGCAAUGUUCAGCUGUAUACCUUGAAUCUGCAGUUAGAAGAGAAUAAAGUUAACUCAGUUGUC
Messenger RNA from Myotis daubentonii (Daubenton's bat), 7353 nucleotides. RefSeq names its product zinc finger and BTB domain containing 16 (gene ZBTB16). Gene Ontology annotation, biological process: regulation of transcription by RNA polymerase II. Lineage: Eukaryota; Metazoa; Chordata; Mammalia; Chiroptera; Vespertilionidae. The record is from RefSeq and is a predicted model, not a curated record. Gene Ontology annotation, molecular function: DNA-binding transcription factor activity, RNA polymerase II-specific; RNA polymerase II cis-regulatory region sequence-specific DNA binding; protein binding.